Messenger RNA from Pygocentrus nattereri (red-bellied piranha), 1221 nucleotides. RefSeq lists its product as uncharacterized. Gene Ontology annotation, molecular function: structural constituent of myelin sheath. Gene Ontology annotation, cellular component: membrane. The coding region runs from base 116 to 562 and encodes 148 amino acids. The transcript has 4 exons. NCBI's taxonomy places the organism in Eukaryota, Metazoa, Chordata, Actinopteri, Characiformes, Serrasalmidae. Gene Ontology annotation, biological process: myelination. The record is from RefSeq and is a predicted model, not a curated record.
GUGUGUGAGUGGUGGAGCUGGUUUUACAGGAAAUCAGAGGACAGGGUGUUUUAAGCCGUCUCUCAGGCUGUCGUCCUCAUUCUGAUCUGUUUGGUCACUCAGACUGUGAGACAGCAUGGACACUGGAAACAUCGGCCGACUGCCCUCUGGACUGAGCAUCUGCUGCUCCAUCCCCGACAUGCUCUACCUGCCUGAGCUGGUGUUUGGUGGUCUGGUGUGGAUACUGGUGGCCUGCACCUACAUCGACCCCUAUAACCCUCAGGCCUACGUGAUGACCGUGUCUCUGUUCUGCUUUGUCAUCACCUUCAUCUGGAUGAUGGUCUUCGCCUGUGGAUUCCACAACAACCGAGCGUCCUGGGCUGCUGCGGACGUGGGGUAUCACGCUCUGGCGUCCAUACUGUACCUCAGCGCUGCCGUCCUGCUGGCCUACACCACCCUCUUCCUCACGGCCUCCACCUACAACUACAAACUGGACAUCGCCGCCGUGGUCUUCUCCUACGUGGCGUUUGUGCUGUACGUUAUUCACACUGUUUUCUCAGCUUUGCGGUGGAAGUUGUUCUAAUGCAGAGAAACAGUGUAAACAUCUUUCUCACUAAUGGAGCUGCUGCACGCGUGGAUCAGCAUCUAUUAUCUGACAGAUGUCUGUAAGAAUGUUUAAAUAUCUGUGGUGAUCAAUGGUGGAUGAUGUAUGAUAAUCUGUGAUAAUUUGUGAUAAUGUGUUAUAAUUUGUGAUGAUGUAUGAUAAUUUGUGAUAAUCUGUGAUAAUUUGUGAUAAUUUGUGAUAAUCUUUGAUAAUCUGUGAUAAUUUGUGAUAAUCUGUGAUAAUCUGUGAUAAUAUGUGAUGAUGUAUGAUAAUUUAUGAUAAUCUGUGAUAAUUUGUGAUAAUUUGGGAUAAUCUGUGAUAAUCUGUGAUCAUCUGUGAUAAUUUGUGAUAAUCUGUGAUAAUAUGUGAUGAUGUAUGAUAAUUUAUGAUAAUCUGUGAUAAUUUGUGAUAAUUUGGGAUAAUCUGUGAUAAUCUGUGAUCAUCUGUGAUAAUUUGUGAUAAUCUGUGAUAAUUUGUGAUAAUCUGUGAUAAUCUGUGAUAAUAUGUUCUGUAGAUUCAGUUUAUUUGUGUAUUUGCUGGGUCAGUGUUGGGGGGUGCUGUGUCCAGGUGUGUAAUCUGCUGCUCUCUGAACUGCUAAUCCUGAAGUACAGUGGUAAAGUCUGAUGAAGUGGACGGUG